AUGGUAUUACAACCACCGCAGAUACUUCUUGUUAUGCAUGCAGAAAUUUGCUACCUGGAUGCAGAUCGUGUUCUACUUUCUAAGUAGAAGAAACUAGUCAACAAAACUAAUAGCAAGGACAGAAUACUAAAAGUUAUACCUCUUUCGUAUAAAGAUAAUGAGAACUUUUAUACAACUGCUAUCAAUAUUUGCAUACCUGAUUGUCAAUUGUUCAAUCCUAAUACUGUUAACAAUCCCGUUGAUAUGACAUGUGAGCUAAUUGGUUACCACUGCAACACUACGAUUUCAAAAACUUCUUUUAUUAAUGGAAACAGCUUCUCUUUUUGCACACCUUGCUAAGAUCCAUAAUAUGAUUCCUCUGUAGAUAAUAUUACAGCUGCUUAUUCAUAGUGUGGUCAAGAGGACUCUUCGAAUGAUUGUGAUACUGAUUUCUGUGAAAAAUGCGAGUCUGGAUAAUAAAAUAAAUGUAUUUUAUAGUAUGUAAUAUUUUAAAUAGGUUCUAUAUGUUAGCAAGGUUAUAGUUUGAAUAGUGAUAAAUAAUGUGUCUUAAGAUGUGGAGAGGGAAUGUUUUCAAAAUUUUCUCUAAAUACAUCUAAUUCAGAGCAACCUAUUGGAGCUGUAUGUACUGAUUGUCAUACUGAUUGUUACAGUUGCUCAGAUAUUUCUGCUAAUAGCUGUACUAGUUGUAAAAAUGGAAAAUAUUUAAAUAUCACUGAUACUAUCCUCUAAACUGGAACAUGCUUAGAAAAAAAUGUAAAUACAGCAGAGAGAUACAAGGAUUUCAUUAAUCCAUAGUUCCACUUGAAAAUUUAGUAAGUGUCAUCAAUUUAUGGUGCUAAUGUUUUAGUUCGACUUUAUCAACCAAAUCAAUAAUAUACAACAAAGUUGGUCCAUUUAAGCAAGUCUUCCUCAACAGCAAUUGAAGCUUGCUUAAAUUAAAUUUAACCAUGUUGCAUGUACUAAAAUGGAGUUUCCUGUGGCACCAUUUAAGAUGAGACUUGCCCAGUUAGAACAUUUAAUGGAAUGUUCAAUAUGAUAAGUCAUGAAGCAUCGUCAACAGCCAUAUAGACUAAUUGUGAAUUCAAGAAUAUGUUCUAUGAGCUAGGUUCUUUGGUAAAAACUCCUUUACAAAAGCCCUUUAAUAUCACUAUUUUGAGUUCUUCAUUCUAGUAAUUUAGUAUCUGUGGAGCCAUAUAUUCAAAUGAAUAUCACAAUAAUCUUACAGUUAGAAAUUCAGUUUAACUAGAUUAUCCAUUUAUUGAGGAGUACAUCGAUAUCCAUGACUUAAUUACACAGUCAAUAUAGUAAAGAUAUUUCAAUCAAACUUUUGAUGAAACAUUAUACACUUAAACUGAAAGCAAUAUUAUUUUAGACAGCAACAAAUUUACUGAUAUGCAUACUUUGAAAAGGACAUCAACUUCUAUAGAACCAGUCCCUCUGGAAACCAGAAAUAGAGGCUUAAUUCUCCAUUUAAACGAUUUUAAUGGAAAUGUAAUUAUUCAAAACAACAGCUUUUCAAGCAUUAAGCAGCUCUUUGAAACUUGCAUAGUCAAUAGCUCUCUUGGUAGUACCUACAAAAAGAGUGAAUAAUCAAGCACAUAUUUUGAAAACGUUGUUCUUGAUUCCCUCAACUAUUUGCAGCUUCAAAAUUUGAUAACUAUCAUUUCUCAUGAAUCUGGUUUGAUUUAAAUUCACAACAAUACCUUUGAAAAGAUAGGAUUAUCAAGUUCACUAAUUAAAAUUGAAAGUGAAAUUUCAGAAACUGAAUUCCAAGUUAUUCUCACAAACAAUACAUUCAAGAAUAUAGUUGGAUAUACAAUUACAUCAGUUUUUCAUUUGACUAAGUAAUCUUCAUUUAAGUCAACUAGCUCAGAUAGUGAAAUAAUGACUUGCAGUGGUGGAACUUUAAUUGAAAACAACACUUUUGAGGGUAUUACAGGAUGUCAUAUGGUUCACACUACUGCUCUUUUCAUUGGCUGCAAAGAAAAAAAUACCUAUUCAUCUUUUUACUCUUCCUUAGAAACAAAUAGUUAAGAGUCAUUAUUUGAACUUUAUGGAACAGAAAGUAGCACACUUUUAGAAGUUUAUCAAAAUAAAAAUUUAAGUCUUCUUGCUACUUCAUCUGAAACUAAGAAAGUCAAUAUUUACAAUUAUUUAUCUGGAUUAAUCGAUACAUCAACCAGUAUGUAUAUCUAUAAAACUAUUUUGAAGAAUAAUACUUUCCUCAAUUGUACUUUGGGAGUUACCUAUAAAGAUAGCUAUUCAUCAAGAUUUUACAUGGGAAGUUUAAUAUCACUGAUGGGUAUUCUUGUUGCUGAAAUUGAUGCCUAAAAUUUUACCAAUAUCGGAGCAAUGACUUAGGAGCAGCUAAAUUUAAUACUUUCUCAAAUAGGUAUUACAUUCACUUCGGAUACAGAGAAAGAAAAAUUGCCAACAUCAAGUCAAGAGUUUUACAAAGGUAUAGUUGGAUGUUGCUUGAUUAAUAUCAAUUAGAUGCUAUUGUUAACCUUAAAAGGUUCAUACUUCGAGAAUAUUUGGAAUAUAGAUAGAUUUAAUGCAUUCUCUACUUCGAGUAUGCAGGGCUUAAUCCUUUAUCUAAAGAAUUAUUACGGAACCUUACAGAUUGGUGAUCCUACUGGUUAAACUUACAACACUUUCAAAAAUAUAACAGGCCUUUUCAAUCCAGUAACAGUACAAAACUUUGGAUUUAAUACAAACAACUCAUAUUACUAUUACUAAUAAAAAUUUUUCCUAGGAUAUUGCUCAAGUUUAUUUUAUCUGAGUUCAAACCAGAUACCACUUUUGAAGAUAAGAAAUUUUCACUACUAGUACAAUUUUGCUUAUUAUGAUUUAGGUGUUAGUUCACCCUUAGCCUAAAUUAUUAGUCAUUCAUAACUUGAUGGAAGUAAAUAUAAUCAAUACUACCAGCUUGAAAAUAUAUACAUAGCUGAUAAUUUUGGAGAUAGCAGCUCUAAUUACUUUUCAUUGUCAGGGACAAUAAUUUCUCUAUCGAAUGUAACACUUUAAAACAAUGGAAAAGUGUUUGAUUAUCUUAAUCUUAAGCGGAAUUAUAUUGCUACAUAUGGGUAAACAUCUGCUAUUUUCAAGUUAAUUUUGGAAGCAGUAUCUACAGCUAGAGUUACAAUUGAAGAUAGUACUUUUACUUCAAAUAAUGCAACAUCAUCUCCAUUGAAAUGA
This is a messenger RNA of Stylonychia lemnae, 3198 nucleotides long. NCBI's taxonomy places the organism in Eukaryota, Ciliophora, Spirotrichea, Sporadotrichida, Oxytrichidae. The record is from the annotation of a GenBank genome assembly.